This is a messenger RNA of Fukomys damarensis (Damara mole-rat), 5552 nucleotides long. RefSeq lists its product as uncharacterized. The transcript has 2 exons. The record is from RefSeq and is a predicted model, not a curated record. The coding region runs from base 340 to 1410 and encodes 356 amino acids. Lineage: Eukaryota; Metazoa; Chordata; Mammalia; Rodentia; Bathyergidae.
UAGAUAAAUAAAUUGAAAUAAUGAAAAACUCUAAAGGAGAAAUGAACUUUAAAAUAUUGGACACAGUGAUAUAGGUACUGACAUAUAAUGAACGCACAAUAUUAAUUUACGGUGUGCUGGUAGGUAACUUGUGGUGAACAUAGACUAUUACAUGACACACAGUGAAUGUGUCUUAUGUUUGAGGUGGGUGGGUGACAAGGCUGAGCUCAGGGCCUCUGCGCUAAGCUACAUUCUCCUCCUGCCUCAGCCUCCCAGAGGGUUGGGAUAACGGGUGUGUGCCGUCACGCCUGAUUUGUCUUUGUGCUGCGCCAGUCGUAAACCUGUUGGGGGGGUUUGUUCAUGGAGGAAGGGCCCAGGAAGGCCAAGUGCCCGCCCCACGGGAGGGUAUCCUGGGCACCGCCCUCAGAGGGUGAGCGCCUCCUUCCGUUCCGGGCCGACUUGGACCUGCUUCGAACCUUGGAACCACCGACCCGACAAGCCCAGACUCGGCGCAGCCGGGAGCCAACCGCAGCCGGCGCGUUCCCAGCAGCGCCACCGUGUGGCAGUAGGAGGCGGUGCCGGCCAAGAGCUGUGAUCGCCGCGCUCCGCCCACCCCAGCCUGAGCCGGGUCUGGGAAGGGGGCGGAGCGGCCUAGGGGUGUCUGUCCUUCCCUUGCCCUGCACUACCCGACCCCUGCCCUGGGACAUAGCAACAGGAAAAGGCUGCCGGCACAGAGAGAGGACUAAGCGCAGAGCACAAGGUCGGCUCUUGUACACACCCCACGUCCUGCCACACACAAGCCAGGCAGCCAGGACGUUCUCUUGGGUGACACUCGGUCCCCAGUGCAUGGACCGAGGCUCAGAGGGACUGAGUGACUUCCCGAACUCCACGGUAGGUCAGGGGGAGCCAGGGUGGGUGGCUGGCUCCAGCAUGUGGCUCAUUCUGGAGCGGAGAGCCUGGGCCGGUCGAGGUUCCAACGACAGAACAGGGGCAGCUGCCUGGCCUCGAGGGGCCGCUUCCUCAGGUGGUAGCCAGAGGAGAGGCGUGGCCUCUUGCACUUGGAAACGGAGCCUCUGUCACCCAGUUAAGCUCUGCUGUCCCUUCGACCUUCACAUCGGCUGCCCAGGGCCUGGGGAGCUCUUCUGGAUCCUGGCAGGAGCGGGUCCUUUGUGGGUGCCUCCCACUUCCAUCAUGGGACCUGACAGGGAACCCCGGGAGCCCAGCACCUGGCCCAGGGUCCACAUCCCGGCUGAAAUGAGGAGGUCCGGUGCUCGAAAUUCCGAGCAAGCUCAGGGUUUCAUUCAGGAAGCAGUCAGGGGCCCAAGAAGUCCCCAGCGCCUGCUCCUGAGCCUACAUCCCUCGUGCUCCCAGUGUCCCCGUGGAGGGACCAAGGUGGCCGCUCUCUGCAGGGAAGGGGCCGGGGCCCAGUGAGAGGGUCCCAGAGGCUGGGCUCUGCUGUGCCCAGUGCUGGCCCUGGUCACUCCGUUAGCCCAGCAGGGAACAGGGUGGUCCCUGGGGCCAGGAGUUCAUCACACUGUUCAGGACUGGGGAGAGGUCUCUCUGUCCAGCCCAUGCCUAUCUCGGUCCCAUAGUGGCCUCAUAUGCAACCGCAUGGGGUUCUGUCUUUGCUGCCCCUACCAAGAGUGGGCCUUGGCACCCACCCACCCCUGGAGCAGUAGCUACACAUUCAGUGAAUUAAAAAGAGCACCAAGCAAGGUGCCGUGAGUGCCAAUCAGCAGCAAGAAGCAGCCCCUGGGGACCCAGCUGGGGAGGUCGCUGCUGUCCCUGAUGCUCUAGAACUCAGAGGGGCCAGGGAUACACCCAUCCAGAGCUGCCACCCACAGCAUCUGGUCCUGGAGUCCUGCCCCAGAGCCCACCAAAGGCUCUGACAAGGCCUGCAGCAGGUGUCCUCCUGCUUCAGCCCUCCUGACUGUUCACAGCCUCCCCAUUCCAGCCCCCAGCUCCUCAAGUCCCCCAGGAGCCAUCUGUCCCCCAGGGCAUUGGCCCAGCCUGGCCACUAUGAGGGCAGAGGUCCACGCAGGCAGGGAGCUCUGAGAGGGGCAGCCCCUGAGGCUCGGACCACGGUGGCGACCGGGGACAGAACUGGUGGCAUCGUGCCCCAGACCUUGCCGAACCCCAUGGUUCCCAGCCUGGCCUCUCAUUCUCAGACCCAGCCUCCUCCCACUUCACUGAUGCCCCCCCAGCGACUUGUCAAAGCCAGGGCCUCCAGGCAGCCACCCGGCCCACCUUGCAAGAAGUGAGAGCCAGCGGUGUGGUCCCUCCUCUUGUGCCCACCUGUGCCACCCAAGGAGCCUGGAAACCUCGUCCCCUGACCCCCCACGCUGUGGGUCAGAGCCCCUCCCACCCCAGCCCAGAGGGAGGCAGACUAAGGCUGUGCCCACCGGAUGGGGACAGGGCCUGGCAGGCUAUGCACCAAGGGGUCCCGGAGCUCCGGGUGCCUCGGGUCUCCUGCACGGCCCUGCUGCCAGUGGACGCUUCGGGCUGGGCCACCGGGCUGAGCAGAGCACGGCGCCCAGACCUGAACUUCAUCAUCUCACGCCAAGACCCUGAGUGGGGUGCUAUGGCAGUGGGGCCCCUGGGGCUCAGCCUGGCCAGGGUGGCAGAGCAGGCCACCCCUGGGGGCACACAGCCCUUGGGUGCUGCACUCCAGGUGGACUUCCAUCCUGGCGGAGAUGGCCCAGAGUCUCUGUCCCCCAAGGCCAACAGGUGCAGGACGGGCUUUGGGAGCCCCAGCCCCAUCCCUGUGGCAAGCCCUGCCUCCUGUGGAGCCUCGGUUUUUCUGUACUCACCCGGUGGAGGGCUUGGACUCCGGUCUGGGUUGCUGCCAGCCACAGCCUGGCGCACAGUGGCUCCUGAUUUGACCAGCAGGUGGCGCUCGGAGUCCAGGGAAAUGUGCUGGGCAUAGCUCCAGGUUGGCAGUGGUGUGGGUGCACACUUGACCCCAGGAUGAGGAUCCCUAGCAAGACCGAGGAGGUGGGGGCUGGUUCAGGGGAGCAGGGGUCCGUCUUCUCCAGCUGCAGUCUGGGAGACACCGCUGGUGGCUGGAGGGAGGAGCAGGGACGACCUCCGAAUGCACACGUAGGACUGCUGUCCCUUGUAGACAAGACCGUCCCCAGCAGGGCCACCCCCAGAGUGGAGGGUGCUGAUUCAGGCCAGACUGCAGGGAGCCAUGCUGCCCAAGGUCACACCCGCAGGAGAUAAGAUGGCCGGAGAAGGGCUGAGGGAACCACUGCUGUCCACCGCCUCUCCGGGGUCCUAUGAGUCUCAUCUGUCCCCAACACAGAGGCUGCGGUCACUUGUCCCAUCUCUGUGCUCCAUACAAGGAAGCUGAGGACCAGAGAGGUCAGUGCAUAUCAGGUUACACAGCAGGGGAGGGGACAGGCAUGGUGACAGCCCAGCCACCACCCUCCUGGAGCCUGGUGCCAUCUUUCCCUGAGGGGACCCUUCAGUUCCCAGGACCCCCAGAGCACAGGCUCACGGGGUGCCGGAGCAGUGCGGGGUCCAGGCGGGUGGACGUAACAGCUGAAAGUGCCAGUUUCCCAGUUUCCCAGUUCCCCAGCCUGGCUGACUCGGACCCAGUGGGGGGCAGUGGGCAAGGGCAGCCCAAUGGCCACUGGGGCCGGCGGGCACUGAGUCUCAGCCAGGGCACCUUGCCUGGGAGUGCUGAGCAGGGCCACCUGCCUGGCUUGGGCAUGGUCCUGAGGGGGGCAAGACCGAGGCCACUGCUGCCACCCGUCUGGGCCCUGCUUCUGGAUGGUGCUCCCUGCCCAGAGAGCCUGGCGCGCCUGUGUCCUCCCCUCCUGGUUCCUCACCCAGCCUCAGCCUGAACCCCCAAGUCUGUGGACCCCCCCCUCUCCUUGCCAGGGUUCUAAACAGCCACAGGAGGCCACAGCCCCCCACAGCAUGUGUCCAGCCUCCGCUCACAUUAGGCCCAUCUGCUGCCCUCUCUCUGGCCUCCUCUGCCCAGGUCACCACUGACUGCUACCCCAAGGGCACCCCGCUGCAGCAUCCUGUCCCACACCAGGGCAGUCUCUCUCUCCCCAUCUUUUUUUCCCUCUGGUCCUGGGUAUCAAACCCUAUAUUGUGGAGCUAGCCCUCUACCAGACCUUUUUUAUGUUUUAUUUUGAGACAGGAUCUCACUAAGUCACUAAAUUGCCCAGGCUUGAACUUGUGAUCCUCCUGCCUCAGCCUCCUUAGUGCUGGGAUUACAGGCGUGCACCUCUGUGCCCAGCUAUCUCUCCCUGUCUUUGGGAUGAGGAGAUUGUAGCUGAGAAAGGUAGCAAGCCCUGCCCAGGGCUCUGCAGCCCAGAAGACACCUGUUAAGAGUACCCAGGCCCUGCUCAAAUGUGUCCCGGCCACACCCAGGGGAAAGGUCACAGGGUGCCCUUGGGACCCAGCCAGGGAGCUGGAGCCUGGCACAGGCAGCUCCUCCCCACCCCACCCCACAGCUCCGCCUCAGAGCUGCAGUGCCCAGGUGCACCUAGGGAGCCUCUGAGGAGUCCAGUCUGGACAGGGAGACACCUCAGGGUGAAAGAAGCUGUGGGGCCCAGCUGGGGUCCUUGUCCUCUACAUCCCACACCCAGUGCCUACUGAGCACCGAGCUGACACUCUGAGCAUCUGUCAGACAGAUAAAUGUGUGAGCCUGGAUCUAGGCUUUGAAGGAUGAAUAGGAGUUUGUGGCUGGGACGAAGAGAGCCAAAUCCCAGGUAGAGCGUAGACGGGAGCUAUGUGUCUGUCCUGGUCCCACCUCGUGGCUCCACCCCCAGGAAGUCCUCCCGACCGUGGGGAUUACCACCCCCCUUCCCGUCACUCCUGGCGUGGCAGGACAGCAUUCGUGGGGUAGAUGGGGACAUGGAGGCCCAGAAAGGUGCCUCAGGCUCAGCCGGGAUGGAGGAAGUUGGGAGGCCCCUGCCCCAAAUCUCAGGCUGACUGAGAAAUGGCACAGCCAGGCAGAGGCCUCCCUAGGGGCCCCUUCCCAUGGUAAGCGACUCUGCCACACCCUAUGCUGUCUCUGUCCUCCCGUCCCCAACUUCAGCUGGCAGCCAUGGCUUCCCCACCCUGGCUCCAGCCACCCCUUGGCAGGGGCUGGGCCAGCAGGGCACUUCCCAAGGGAACCCAGGUCCCCCUUCUGAGUCCUCAGCCUUGCUCCCCAGGAGGGUUCCCUGCCGGGUCACCAGCGGCCCCGAGGCGCAGGCAUGGGCCCAGCCUUGCCAACAGGAACCAUGGAUGGGCAAGACCAGACCAGGGAGGGGCAGAGCUGGGCAUGGGUCUGCGGAGGUUCUGACCUGACAUCUCCCGCCACGGCCUGGCAGCACCCUCGGUAGCCAUGUGCUCAAGGCUCAGAGGACCCCAGGAAUGUGGACUCAGCCUCUGGGCUUGGCUGAGCCCCUGUUCCUGUCUGGCGGAAUCCGGCUUCACGUCUCCCCACCUCUCCCCAGCAACCCCUGCCACAGAUCAUACACGAGCGUGCAGCCAGAGCAGAAUCUGUCACCUGGCCUGGACGGCUCCCGAGACCGAGGGCAGUGUGUCCUCAAACCUUAGAUCUAGGUGUC